AAUGCGCAGGGGAGCCCCUGCCUCGUCCUUCCAGUCCCAGCAGAAAGGCCCUUGAGGGCUGCAGUGGUGGGGAUGUCGCACUACUGCGAGUGUCCUCUGCGGCUGGAGAAGAGCUUCAUCUUGGAUGGCGUGGCGGUGAGCUCUGUGGCCCGCGCCCAUGAGCGCCUGAGGCCCAAGCUCUGGUCGGCGAUUCCGCCCUACAACGCCCAGCAGGACUACCACGCCCACCGCUACUUCCAGAGCCGCGUGGUUCCGCCCAUUCUGCGGAAAACCCAACAGGAUCAUGGCGGCACAGGAAGAGACGGCUGGAUAGUGGAUUAUUUCCACAUCUUUGGGGAAGGACAGAGAUAUCUGAACAGGAGGAACUGGGCUGGGGCAGGGCAUUCCCUCCAGCAGGUGACCGGCCAUGACCACUACAAUGCUGAACUGAAAACGAUCAAGGGGUUCAACGGUCGGUUUGGCUAUCGCCGGAACACGCCAGCCCUCCGCCAGCACCCGUCUGUCUUUGGAGAGGUCACCCCAUUCCCUCUCUUCUAACAGCAUCUCUUCCCUUCCCACCCCUUGACCUGAAUAGAAGACAGAUGUUUAGAUGAACUCUUAAUGCUAUUUUUAUAUAAGCAGUGAUGUUAUUUGUGCCUCCG
This is a messenger RNA of Lutra lutra (Eurasian river otter), 641 nucleotides long. RefSeq names its product chromosome 16 C17orf98 homolog (gene SPMAP1). The transcript has 3 exons. The coding region runs from base 73 to 537 and encodes 154 amino acids. NCBI's taxonomy places the organism in Eukaryota, Metazoa, Chordata, Mammalia, Carnivora, Mustelidae. The record is from RefSeq and is a predicted model, not a curated record.